GUCAUUGUCAAUGUCGUAAUGUAAACACUGUAGGUAAUCGGAUACGGAGUCUUCCUUAAUUUUUUAAUUACUUUUGAUUUAUUAAUUUACAAUAUUUAUUUUUGAUUAUGAGAUUUUAUUAUAGUUAAUAAUUUUAAAUAUGUGCACAAUACCGCCAGCACCACCUCCCCCUCCUCCUAGUACACUUAAUCUAAGAACGAAUUCUCCUCCUAAAACUUUAGAUAACUCUUUCCUUGAGAAGUUUCCCGACGUAUGCGAAUGGGCUACAUCCGAUUACCAGCUUUGGGACGCAUGUUGGAAGAACAAUAUUUGCCUUCAUCAACCCCCUUUUCAAUAUUCUUACAAGCAUUAUGACUCCAUAAUGCAAGUGGGCCCUACUUGUGGCUUGGUGGCACUUUCUAUGAUAUUAAAAGGCAAAGUAACAUCAGAUGAACUGUUGAAUAUUACAAAGGCUGAAGGUUACAGUAACAAUGGUGAGAUGUUCAGUUGUCAAGAUAUGGCCAAGUUGGCAGAGAAAGCUGUUUGUAUGGCAGAAUUAAAUGAUGCCAGAGUAGAAGUAAAAAAAGGUGGUCUUCAUAGCAAUGAAACUAUAGGUGAAUUAUUAAAGGGAGCUACACUGCUAGUUGCUUAUGACGCAGACUGCAACCACUCACCAUGUCUGCGGAAUGGUCACACUGCUCACUGGGCCCUUGUAUGUGGAGUCAUCAUUGUCGACGACCCUAAAGACGAUUAUGUCUCCAAUCCUAACAACACUUUUAUAUUGGCGAGACAUGGAAAAUCAAAAUUCCUUGCCGCAUGGCCGUUAGAACAAUUAGAUAGAAGUAACAAAAAUUUACAGGAGUUUUCUCCAAAGAAACAGGACGAUGGUUUGCUUUAUAUUUUACCAGAAGGGGGGAUGGGAGGGGAGAGAGGACUAAGAGAUCAAUUUUUAAUGUUUACAGGUUUGUAACAAUUAAUAAGAAAUACUAUAUAUUGUUCAAUUAUACAGUUGUUGUUUUUGUUUUAAGAUUAUUAAUUAGAAUA
This is a messenger RNA of Colias croceus (clouded yellow), 1023 nucleotides long. Its product is annotated as UPF0692 protein CG33108. The transcript has 2 exons. The record is from RefSeq and is a predicted model, not a curated record. Bases 140 to 949 code for a protein of 269 amino acids. Lineage: Eukaryota; Metazoa; Arthropoda; Insecta; Lepidoptera; Pieridae.